AAUCAAGCGAUCAACACAGUCGAAUUCGUUUCGCUUGAGUACGUGGUCCAGAACAAAAAAAGAGAGUCAUGAAGUUCUUCGUGAUAUUUUUGAGUGUAGUGGCGGUGACUUGGUCCAGUCCAAUAGCCCAAGAAGAUUCAGUGUUUAAAUUGGUUGUUGGAAAUUUUGUGAAUUGCAUGCAUAGUGACUUAACUUUGUGCUUGAAGGAACACGCACUCAAAGCAACCGAGAGACUUGGUACUGUUCGUAAAUUGAACAUAAUCGAUGGAGUAACAGUAUACAAUAACGGCCCAAAGGAAGCCAGGAGUUACGAAACUCUAUCUGCUGAACCUGAAAUCAGAAAUAAACAGAUCAAUGAGAGACUCUGGGAAAGUACUACAGAUUUGCUACAAAAAAGUGAUUUAGAACUCAGCUUAGCUGGUAAUGACGAUGAAGAAGAAGAAGGAUCCAGAGCUAUUGGAGACGUUGAUGAAGGUCGUGGUAAGAAGAAGAAGCAGCUGAAGAAGAAACUCAAGCUCCUCAUCCCUCUUGCCAUUUUGGCUAAAGCUAAGGCAGUAGCCCUUGUAGUCAUAGCCCUCUUAGUCAUUGCUGCAUCAGUCUUCAAGAUUGCAGUCCUCGCCAAGAUCGCAUUCAUCGCCAAGGUCAUUGCUAUCAUCAAGGCACUCCUCGCUAAGAAACAUGCUCAAGAAGAACAUGUCUGGGCAGCUCCUCAUGAGGAGCACGGUCACUCUGGUGGCUACGAGGGUGGCUGGUCACGUUCCAGGAACGAAGCGAAUAGCUUGGCUUAUUCUGCGUACCAACAGUAAAGUUAACAAUAAGUAGACGGGUCUUAUUUAAGAAUCUUAAUUUAUUACGCGUGUAUGUGUGUGAAUGUGUGAUGCGCCAUUAUUUCACUUUUU
Molecule: messenger RNA, 899 nt
Organism: Vanessa tameamea
Lineage: Eukaryota; Metazoa; Arthropoda; Insecta; Lepidoptera; Nymphalidae
Exons: 3
Coding region: 69-806 (245 amino acids)
Cellular component (GO): membrane
Source: RefSeq, a predicted model, not a curated record